Molecule: messenger RNA, 714 nt
Organism: Rotaria socialis
Lineage: Eukaryota; Metazoa; Rotifera; Eurotatoria; Philodinida; Philodinidae
Source: the annotation of a GenBank genome assembly
AUGCGAUCAAACUUGUUACCUAUCGAUCAACUUCUGAUGUGUAUGAACAAAAUUCAACAAGGGGAUCAUUAUCCCACACCAACACCUUCAAUUGCUAAAACUGAACAAUAUCCAAUUUAUUCAUCUGAAAAUAGUCGCACAUCAUUCGAUGGCGAUGACACAAUAUCAUUUGGUCCUAUCAAAGUGAAACCACGUAAGAAGCCAGCACCAACAUUAGCUACUGGUCGUCGUUCAAAAUAUGAAAUAUUGAAUGCAGAUGAAGAACACAAACGAAAUAUUAGGCGUGCACGUAACCGAGCUGCUGCUGAACGUGUACGCGUAAGUCGAUUAAAUAUUGAACAACAAUUAUUGGACGAAAUAAGUGCAUUGGAAAAGCAAGAGGAAAAAUUAUUACAAAACGUUGAAACACUUCAACAUCAAAAACUUCAUUUAGAAACACGACUUUUUACUCAUGAAAAAAUGUGUUCCAACUUAGUUGCACAAAAUUCUAUAAUAAAAUUAGAAAACGAUCGAACAAAUUAUUUUCCAUUGGAAAACUCUUCAAUAUCUUCUCAACAAUAUGAUACAACUAUAAUUGAUAAAAUGACCGACUUUGAUUUUGACGAUGCCUUUAUUAAUUUAUUCACAACUGAACACAUACAAGAAAAUUUUCCUGAAUCAUUAUCGAGCAUAAUGACCAGCGAUGAUCUCAAUGAUUUCUUCAUGAAUUCGUAA